AUGGAUUCAUCAGAGCCACCAUUUCAAGAGACCUACAAGACCUUCCUCGAAAGCUGCACUAGCUAUGAGAAUGAUGACGUCAUCGUGGAGGAGUGUGAGCUGCCGGUGGUGGAUCUCCGGCGGUUAAGCGGUGGGGAAGAGGAGAGAGAAGAGUGCGAAAGAGAGAUAGCGAUGGCUUCAAGAGAGUGGGGGUUUUUUCAAGUGGUGAGCCAUGGGAUUUCAAGUGAGGUUCUGGAGAAAAUGAGGGCUGACCAGGCGAGGGUCUUCAGGCGGCCGUUCCGAGAGAAGUCUGACGACUGGAAGAUGAAGUUGGCAGCCGGGAGCUACCGGUGGGGGACGCCUUCAGCCACCAGCCUCAGACAGUUGUCUUGGUCUGAAGCGUUUCAUGUUCCUCUUUCUAAUAUGUCUGGCUACUCUAGUCUCAGUUCAGCCAUGGAAGAGUUUGCCAGGAAAGUCUCGAAGCUGGCACAGAAGCUGGCCGAGAUUUUGGCUGAGAAAAUGGGCCACAGGUCGACUUUCUUCAGAGAAAAUUGUUUGCCAAGCACAUGCUAUCUCCGAAUGAACAGGUACCCGCCAUGUCCAAUACCUGCUGAUCUCUUUGGCCUCAUUGCGCACACUGACAGCGACUUCCUCACCAUCCUCCACCAAGACGACAUCGGUGGCCUCCAGUUGGUGAAAGAUGGCAAAUGGAUAGCUGUUAAACCUAACAAAGAAGCACUAAUCAUCAACAUUGGUGACUUAUUCCAGGCAUGGAGCAAUGGUGUUUACAGGAGUGUUGAACACCGGGUGGUGGUGAACAAGACGGCGGAGAGGUUUUCUACGGCGUAUUUCUUCUGUCCAUCGUACGAGACAGUGAUAGAGAGUUGUAUUGAGCCUUCGGUAUACAAGAGGUUUAGCUUCGGACAAUUCCGACAGCAAGUCCAGGAAGAUGUAAGAAAAUUUGGUUAUAAGAUUGGGCUUUCCAGGUUUGUUGUUUGA
This is a messenger RNA of Thlaspi arvense, 978 nucleotides long. NCBI's taxonomy places the organism in Eukaryota, Viridiplantae, Streptophyta, Magnoliopsida, Brassicales, Brassicaceae. The record is from the annotation of a GenBank genome assembly.